AUGGAGACUUACAUUAUUAUCGGUGGAAUUUGUGCUGUCUUACUGGUUGGAAUACACUUUCUCCGUUCCUAUCUGUCUGGAACCAAAUGCCUGUUACGUCAGCGUUUAGAUGGCAAAGUUAUCGUUCUCAUUUGCGAGAGCCUGGAUCUGGCCUCAAUUCCAUCGAUCAAGAAUUUCGCAGAACGACUCUCACAACGCGAACCGGUGAUCCACAUGCUGAUCAAUAAUGCCGGUGUAAUGAUUGCCGAUUUCGAAUUGACCGAGUACGGGUUCGAGAAAAAUAUGGGCGUGAAUCAUUUGGGACACUUUUUGCUCACUCAUUUGCUCAUUCCGCGACUAUGUGCUGCCAGCGGGGCCAAAGUGAUCAAUGUGUCCUCGGACAGUCAUUAUUUCUCUCGAAUCAAUAUUCGUGAUUUGAACAAACCGAUGCAUGGCUCGUACUACGCGCACAGUAAACUGGCCAUGGUGAUUCACGCUCGUGAACUGUCACGUCGUUAUGCGAAUCAGGGCCUGACUGCGGUCAGUCUUCAUCCGGGUUUGGUCGGCACGGAAUUAUUCCGACAAUCGAACAUAUAUAAUGCAAGUUGA
Molecule: messenger RNA, 588 nt
Organism: Echinostoma caproni
Lineage: Eukaryota; Metazoa; Platyhelminthes; Trematoda; Plagiorchiida; Echinostomatidae
Source: the annotation of a GenBank genome assembly